Molecule: messenger RNA, 5292 nt
Organism: Vombatus ursinus (common wombat)
Lineage: Eukaryota; Metazoa; Chordata; Mammalia; Diprotodontia; Vombatidae
Gene: SH3BP4
Product: SH3 domain binding protein 4
Exons: 6
Coding region: 272-3172 (966 amino acids)
Cellular component (GO): cytoplasm
Molecular function (GO): protein binding
Source: RefSeq, a predicted model, not a curated record
CAGCCCUUGGUCAGGGCUCCUUGGCCGGAGCGGCCCCAGCGGCGGCCCCAGGACAGCAGACGCCAUGGGGACGAGUUUCUGGAUCCAAAGCAGGGACAGCCCCAUUCUUCUCUGACAUCGGAGGGAAGUGAUCCAUCUCCUUCAGAAGCCCACUGUAAAAGCACAGCCCUGGGACAGCCAGGAUUGCCCGGGACGGAUGUCAUAGCAACCGCUGCCAGAGCCUGGGGAGGAAACAUGAAGCACUAGCCCCUACCAAGGAAAGGAUUUAAAGAUGGCGGCUCAGCGGAUCCGUGCAGCCAACUCCAAUGGGCUCCCACGCUGCAAGUCCGAGGGGACACUGAUCGACCUAAGUGAGGGCUUCUCAGAGACAAGCUUUAAUGAUGUCAAAGUGCCUUCCCCCAGUGCCUUGCUUGUCGACAAUCCCACGCCUUUUGGAAACGCGAAAGAAGUGAUAGCGAUUAAGGACUACUGCCCCACCAACUUCACCACUCUGAAGUUCUCCAAAGGGGACCACUUGUAUGUCUUGGAUACUUCCGGCGGAGAGUGGUGGUAUGCGCACAACACCACGGAGAUGGGCUACAUUCCUUCCUCCUACGUGCAGCCCGUCAACUACCGCAACUCCACGCUAAGUGACAGCGGCAUGAUCGACAACCUUCUGGACAGCCCCGAUGAAAUGGCCAAGGAGCUGGAACUGCUGGGAGGAGGGUGGACAGAGGAGAAGAAAGUUUCGAGUAAAGCCCACAACAAUAACCCUUUCUGGAACGGGGUGCAAACGAACCCAUUUCUGAAUGGAAACGUGCCCGUCAUGCCCAGCCUGGAGGAGGUGGCUCCCAAAACAACAGUGGAUUUGCUGCUCUUUGACGCGGAGGUGCCGCCAUCUUUUACCACAACUGGUUCUGCGACGACCAACAGUGUUGGCAAUAUUUUUGAUGAACUGCCAUCCGCCAACAAAUUCUCCAACGCCGAGCAGCCCAUCAAACGGGAUAACCCCUUUUUCAGAAGCAAACGUUCGUACAGUUUGUCGGAGCUGUCCGUCCUCCAAGCCAAGUCCGAAGCCCCUUCGUCGUCCAACUUUUUCACCGGGUUAAAAUCUCCAACCCCGGAGCAAUUCCAGAGCCGAGAGGACUUUCGAACUGCCUGGCUGAACCACAGGAAGCUGGCCCGCUCCUGUCACGAUUUAGAUCUGCUUGGCCAGAAUCCUGGCUGGGGUCAGACUCAGCCUGUGGAGACAAACAUCGUGUGCAAGCUGGAUACGUCGGGCGGAGCCGUCCAGCUCCCGGACACCAAUAUCACCAUCCAUGUCCCUGAGGGCCACGUGGCUCCCGGGGAAAUGCAGCAGAUUUCCAUGAAAGCCCUGUUGGACCCACCCCUGGAGCUCAACAGUGACCAGUCUAGCACCAUCAGCCCGGUCUUGGAGGUGAAACUGAGCAACAUGGAGGUGAAGUCAUUCAUCAUCUUGGAGAUGAAAGUUUCGGCCGAGGUAAGACAGGACGUGGUCAGCAAAAGCACCGUGGCCCUGCAAUGUUUGCGCAGCGACAUGAAGGAAGGGCCGUAUGUCCCGGUGCCACUGAUGUACAGCUAUGGAGACUCGAUCCAGGUUCACCUGGAGAACCUGGAACCGUGCAUGUACAUAGCUAUCGUGGCCCACGGACAGAACAUUCUCUACCCUUCUACCGUCUGGGACUUCAUCAAUAAGAAAAUCACAGUGGGGGUGUACGGCCCCAAACACAUCCAUCCUUCUUUCAAGACAGUGGUCACAAUCUUCGGGCACGAGUGUGCGCCCAAGACCCUGCUGGUCAGCGAGGUCACGCGGCAGGUCCACGGUACGUCUCCGGUGGCCCUACAGCUGUGGGGGAAGCACCAGUUUGUUUUGUCCAGGCCCCAGGACCUCAAGCUGUGCAUGUUCUCCAAUAUGACCAAUUACGAAGUCAGAGCCAGCGAGCAAGCCAAAGUCGUCAGGGGGUUCCAGAUGAAACUGGGCAAGGUAAGCCGCCUGAUCUUUCCCAUCACGUCCCAUGACCCCAACGACCUCUCGGACUUCACCCUGAGGAUCCAGGUGAAGGACGACCAGGAGGCCAUUCUCACCCAGUUCUGCGUCCAGACCCCUCAGCCCCCUCCCAAGAGUGCCAUCAAGCCUUCCGGGCCUAGGAGAUUCCUCAAAAAGAACGAAAUUGGGAAGAUUAUCCUGUCUCCUCUGGCUGCGACCACCAAGUACCCAACUUUUCAGGAGCGUCCAGUGGCCAGCCUCAAGUUUGGAAAAUUGCUCAAGACGGUCGUGAGACAGAAUAAAAAUCAUUAUUUGCUGGAAUACAAGAAAGGAGAUGUCAUAGCCCUGCUUAGUGAGGAGAAGAUCAAAUUGAAAGGCCAGCUGUGGACAAAGGAAUGGUACAUUGGGUAUUACCAGGGCAAGAUUGGCCUUGUGCACACCAAGAAUGUGUUAAUUGUCGGGAAAAUUAGGCCAUGCCUUUUUUCUGGGCCCGACCUCAGUACCAGUGUGCUUCUGGAACAAAUUCUGAGGCCCUGCAAGUUUCUGACUUACAUCUAUGCCUCUGUGAGGACCCUACUGAUGGAGAAUAUCAGUAGCUGGCGGUCAUUCGCGGACGCCUUGGGCUAUGUGAAUCUACCGCUCACAUUCUUCUGCCGCGCGGAACUGGACAGUGAGCCUGAGCGGGUGGCCUCCGUCCUCGAGAAGCUGAAGGAAGACUGUAACAACGCUGAGAACAAAGACAGAAAAUCUUUUCAGAAGGAGCUAGUGAUGGCCUUGUUGAAGAUGGACUGUCAGGGCCUUGUGGUCAGGCUCAUCCAGGACUUUGUGCUCCUGACCACGGCCGUUGAGGUGGCCCAGAGAUGGAGGGAGCUGGCCGAGAAGCUCGCCAGAGUAUCCAAGCAACAGAUGGAUGCUUAUGAGUCUCCACACCGGGACAGGAAUGGGGUGGUCGACAGUGAGGCCAUGUGGAAGCCUGCGUAUGACUUCUUACUGACAUGGAGCAGUCAGAUUGGAGACAGCUACCGGGACGUCAUCCAAGAGCUUCAUCUGGGCUUGGACAAGAUGAAGAACCCCAUUACUAAGCGUUGGAAACAUCUCACGGGGACCCUGAUCCUGGUGAACUCCCUGGAUAUACUGAGGGCAGCUGCCUUCAGCCCCAUGGACCAUGAAGACUUUGCCAUCUGACACGUGGGCUUUCCAAAUCUCUCCGGCUGCUUUCUCAUUAUGAUGAAUGGCCUUCAGCCCAGGGUGGAACCGAAGAUAAGAGCAGGCCAAGUCAUUACAGACCAGAAUGCUCUGCUCCAGACCGGUACCGUGGCCAAGGACUAAGCAUCUCCAAAUUCUUCUCUUUACCAUCCAUCCCCUCCCCUUUCCUUGCUAUUUUCCCAACCCAGGAACAUCCUGAAGAGAUUUUCUAUUGUAUAUUGUUGCCAAUCAAACAGACUUUCUACUUGUAAAGUAUAAAAUGAAAAAUCGUGUUUUUAUAGAUAUUUGGAGAAAACAUACAGAAUAUCUAAUUUUUUAAUAGAAAAAAAGGAAAAAAAAAUAAAACCACUGAUGAGGUGGGGAAGAUACAGACUUUUUUCAGAUGUAUAAAGACUUUUUUUUUUAAUUAUGGUAUACGUUGUUUUCCUUUGAUCCUGUAAAUAUAUGUAUAUAUAUAUAUUUAAAAAGAGUACAGCAGCCCACUCUCUCCUUUUGACCCCUCCACCCAGUUUUGCAUUUCAGCUCUGUGAGGCUGACAGCGUGAUUAGACUGAUGGAGUGGAUUCCACCUUCUAAGGUCCUGAGAGAGGGAAGUAAUGGCAUCUGAAAAGUCUUUACCCAAAAGACUGGUUUACACUCAUUUGAGAGUGCCCCAGGCCCUGUUCUUUGGGGUUUUGUAUCAUUGGAGUUUUGUUCGUUUUGGGAUUUCUUGCAGUGCAAAUCAACCAGUGUAAAUGUGAGCGUUAGCUGGAAGAGUUGCAGCUGACUUUAUGAUCGUGCAUAGUUCUAACAAAGGUGCUGUUACUAGCCAUCAAGAUGCGACUGGGGAAAGAAAGGUCCAACUCUUACUCAGGCGAGAGGUUGUCUGACCUAACUCGGAUCUCCUGUCCUAGACUUCAUGUAGCUGGCAACUCAAAAGACAGACCCCGUUUGUGGUUUACAGUCAUGGAUUACCCAGCAGUGAGAAGCCACUGGAAUCUUUGUCCCCUAGACUAGACAGGCAAACCGGCCUUAAAAAGCUCGUCACGUGAUCCAUGGACAUGAUUGGGGGGAAACAUCCCUCCAGACUCUGGCUUGUUUCUGGAUGCAGCAUCUGGCAACCUCUUCCUCACCGCUAAUGUCAGUAUACUCGCAGGCAGACAAGUCAGUAGGACCUUUGGAUGGUAAUUCCUCAGGUGAUUUGGGAGCUCCGUUUGCCAAAGUAUUGACAUAUAACUUUGCUCCCCUGGGAAUCCCUUCGGUUCUCUUCUCUGUUCUCCCUGUGAGUCCUUGGAAGUAGUGGGUGUGAAAAGUAUUUUAGCACAAUGAGAAGAUGUAAUUUUGAGUGAGAAAUACAUAUUUUUUUUUCCAUAUAGGGAAAAUGGUACCCCACACAGUAAAAAUCAAGUCCUUUGUUGAAGCUAAAGUUUAAAACCACAACAAAGGAAUCCCUUUGUGAAUUGUGAAGCAAACUGGGGUAAGUGUGUGUGCAGCUUGGUGGCUGGUCUCUGUGUUAUGGUGACUAGUGUCUAGCUGGGUCUAGGAAGGGAGAGGAUGGCCAGGAUUGACCCGGUGGGGGCUGAGGAGUCCGUUUCACAUUCGAGGAGAGCGAUCCCCCUCAUGACAAAGGACACGGAAAGCUUUGCCCCCUGACCACCCACCCUCCCACUUAACUAACGUCUGCCUCGACGGUGUUGGUUUGUCUUUCUGCUGGGCCCCAGUGGGAAUCCAGAACAGGUGGUAUCCCAGUUGAGGAAAGUCUGCCCAAACUAGUGCCAGGAGUGGUUUUCCGCCGCCUUAGGGCGAGCAGAUGUUUCCAAACAAUGGAAUUGGCUUCCCCAAUCAGAAUGAGAGAGAUGUCUCUGAUCCUUCCUGAGCAUUCCCAGAAGAGCCUCCCUCCCACCCUUUACCCUCCCCCCCACCCCGGGGGAUCCUGGGCUUCAUCUCCAGUCUUCUCCCCAAAGAGAAACAAAUGGCCAUUUGCACCUUAAACUCACAUCUUUUCCUCAGGGGCUUCGAGUAGUUUCCUAUGCAACUCACCUUGUAGCACAACCAAAAUUCACCAAGUUGCAGAAGCUUUUCUUUGAAUGUUAUAACCUGUUGAGCGUUGUUUUUUUUUUU